Molecule: messenger RNA, 7584 nt
Organism: Styela clava
Lineage: Eukaryota; Metazoa; Chordata; Ascidiacea; Stolidobranchia; Styelidae
Product: oxysterol-binding protein-related protein 6-like
Cellular component (GO): perinuclear endoplasmic reticulum; cytosol; plasma membrane
Molecular function (GO): cholesterol binding
Source: RefSeq, a predicted model, not a curated record
CCGGUCUUUUCCAUUGUUUAUUUUCCUCAUUUGACGAUUCGUCAUCACAGUCACGGGAGCGGGACUUUCUUGCUGUUGCUCUUACGUGUAUACGUUAACAAAGUUGCCUUUCAAUAAUUUUUAAUGGAUAAUAUUGGGAUUUAUCAAUGGCGUUGCAAACUCUAAUGACGUAUUUGGUUCCACAUAAUUCAUUUAACCAUCAUUGAUAAAUGUUGAAAAUGGAGAUGGAAGACAAUCCAAAUAUUCCCAAGAAAUAUGAAGGAUACGUUUUGAAAAGAAGAAAAUGGCCACUGAAAGGAUGGCAUAAGAGAUUCUUUGUCCUGGAGAAAGGAUUCAUGAAAUAUGCCAAGUCUCCUCAUGAUAUUGUCAAAGGCAAACUGCAUGGGAUUCUCGAUGUUGGAUUGAGUGUCAUGUCAACACAGAAGAAAUCAUGCAGAAUAGACUUAGAUGCCGAAGACACUAUAUUUCAUUUGAAAAUCAAAUCUCAAGCCACAUUCCAACAAUGGGUGACGGAGAUCAGAAGUCACAGAGAAUACAGACAAGCAGAAAUGAAAAACGAUACAACUCUGAUCGGAAGUGAUGGUGUUGACAGUCAUGUGGCUUCACCUAUUCGAGAACCUUCAUCGGACUCAGAAAUUGUUUCGGAAUCUACAGUAGAAGAUGUCGCAACAGAUCUCAGGACUGUGCGAAACGAGAUUGAAAAACUCAGGAAAUUGUUACAAGGAAUUAAAAGUGGACCAGCAUGGAGUCCGAUGAAGCCUCCUGCAACAUUAAACAUGUCCACAAUGUCAAAAAAAGAAAGAAAAAUGUCUAAAAAAGCAUCAAAGAAACUACAGAAAGCUGGUAGCAUGCAUGCACCUGCUUCAACUCCUGAGUUAGCAAGUGAAGUGUUCAAGGCACCAUCAGCUCCUGUACUACCAAUCAGCGAUCAAUCCAAUCUCAGCAAAAGUAAUCCAGACAUUGCCUUAACAUCAACACAGUCAACUACAUCUGUAAACAGCAUUUCUUCAUCAGAUCAGAACAUAACUCCCCCGAGACCCCAAAAUUUGUCCAAAUCUACGCAUUCUACCCCGACCCACGGGACCCAAUCAGUACCUGUUAUCUCAUUCUCUGUCGGCGAUGACUCAAACAAUAAUUUAACACCAGAAGAUAGGUUUAAUAUGCAUGACCAGUUCUUGGAAAAUGCUGCCAAAGUUUGCAGCUCACUAGAUGCAAUGCUGGAAACGAUUUUGAAACAAGAACAAAAUCAACAGCAACAACAAAAUAAUCAAAUUGGCGGUAAUCUUAGAAAAGUAGUUACACAGUUAACAAAAGAAAAUAAAGAAAUGGGCAAAGAGAAUAAAGAUUUGAAAACCAAACUACAAAUGAUCUCACAGAUUUCGUCGCAAAUUGGACCAACAGCCGGUUCCACGCCUGUUACCAGUUUAAACCAUAGGAAAGGAGCUUUACAUCAAAAGAUAUUGAGCAACAUGUCAUUGGACAGUCAACUUUCCAUCUCUGAGACGAUGUCUGAUAUGUUCUAUGACGCUGAAGAAUAUUUACUUUCGGAUGCUGAGGAGAGCUCAACAGACGGAGAGAGUGAAAAUGAAGACGAUGAUGAUGCAGCCUCAACAGAUGCUGAAUUAUCAGAAGGAGAAAGUACUUCAUUACAAAGCAUUCCAAUAGAUCUCGAAGGAAUCACAGGGACAGGACGUCGUACGAAACUACCUUGCUAUCGACCAGAAGGAGGAGAUUUCAGUUUGUGGAAUAUUUUAAGAAAAAAUAUCGGGAAAGAUCUCAGUAGAGUUUCAAUGCCUGUCACAUUAAAUGAACCCUUGAAUGCCUUACAGUGCCUUUGCGAAGAAUUAGAAUAUUCGGAUUUAUUAGACAAAGCUGUGCAAUGUGAAGAUCCGUAUGAAAGGAUGGUUCAUGUUGCUGCCUUUGCUGUAUCAGCAUAUGCAUCUACCCAUACAAGGGCUGGUCAAAAACCUUUCAAUCCAUUGCUCGGAGAAACAUAUGAAUGCUUAAGAGAAGAUAAGGAUUUCAAGUUUGUAGCAGAGCAAGUCAGUCAUCAUCCACCCAUCUCUGCCUGUCAUUGCAGUUCAGAGCAUUACGAGUUCUGGCAAGAUGCGAGAUGGAAAAACAAGUUCUGGGGUAAAUCAAUGGAGAUAUUGCCAAUGGGAUCAGUUCAUUUGAAAAUACCUAAGUUCAAUGAUGAAUACAAAUGGAACAAAGUCACUACAUGUGUCCACAACAUUAUGAGCGGCACAAGAUGGGUCGAACAUUAUGGAGAAAUGAUUAUCACAAAUAAAGAUAUAACUUGCAAGAUUGUUUUCAGUAAGAGUGGAUAUUGGAACAGUAAGAACGGUGAGAUUGCUGGCACAGUUACUGAUAGUUCUGGUGAAGCACAACAACAUAUGCAUGGGAGAUGGUUUGAGUCUAUAUAUACUGGGACUGGGAAUAAAGCAAAAUGCAUAUGGAGAAAAUCUGGAAUGCCAACAGAUUACGAUAGAUAUUAUGGAUUCACACAAUUUGCGAUGGAAUUGAAUGAGUUGGAAACAGCCGAUGUGAAUUUCCUGCCAAGGACUGAUACAAGGUUCAGACCUGAUCAAAGGUAUUUGGAGGAAGGAAACAUAGAUGGAGCAGAAAAGGAAAAGCAAAGAAUUGAGCAAAUGCAAAGAGAUAGAAAGAAACAAAGAGAUGAAAAUAAGGAAGAAUAUUCUCCAAAGUUUUUCAAGAAAGUGUCCAGUGAUUCAAAAGAUGAAUCGUGGGUUUACAACGGCGAAUACUGGAAAAGAAGAAAAGAGCCAGGAUUUGUGAAUUGCCCUGAUAUUUUGACAUUGUGGUGAAAACAGAAGUGUACCAGCAUAAGUAAUACCCAUCUGCCAUAUUUCACAUUGCAUUUUUCAAAUCAUCGUCCAUCAUUUGGCCAAUUUUCCUCCAUUGUUUGUUCAAUUCAUGCCAACCCUUGUCAUUGAUAUCGAUUCCAUCAGGUUUUAAUGAAAACAAUAAAUUAUCACUGUCCUGGUUUACACCAGCGGCCAUUUUGAGUCUAAAUAGGAACACCAAUAUACACCAGAGCAUAGAUAUAUGUUGAACUAUUUAACUUGGAGAGAUUUAUAUGUAAUCAGUACAUUUCACAACAUGCCCAAUGUGUACUUUUUCGGCACUUAUUUUUAUUUUGCUCUUUUAUUGCCUAGAACUUUACCACUCGGUGAUAUUUUCCUGUAUUUAUUUAGUACAUGUAGGCUCAUCAUGCUUAUGAGCUGGCUGGUAGGAAUGAUUUUUAUAUACCAGUAGAUCCCAAACGACUCGCGAUUUACCACGAUUUAUCUGUCCAUUUUUAUCUUAAAAUGUGUGAUGUGAUAACAAUUUAUCUAUCCAUUAAGUCUUUAUAUGUAUACUUUAGUACUUUAUCUUAAACAACAGAUAAGACUUUGCACUUUAUAUUGUUAAAUUAUGAUUUAUUACAUAAUAUCACUUAGAUUUUCAUCCCAGGUUCUAGUCACUAAUUCUAUUCAUCCCAUCCUUUGUCAAAUCUCAAUAAAACUUAUCUAUUGUCCAAAAUUGAAUUUUCGACUUUAUCUAUUUUACUUUAUCAAAAUUUGUAUUUAUCUUUGAUAAGGACUCUCCUGAUAUUGAUAAAAUGUGUUCAAUUUAAUUCCUGAUCAAGCAUAGACACUCCUUGAUAUUUAUUCAUUGCCCAAUAACCUAACACUAACUCAUUUCAUGUGAUUUAUGAACAUACACAAAAUCCGCCGCUCCAGAAGUGUGUGUACCAAUAUGGAGGUAACAAAUUUUGUUUGCCUACUUUAAAUCAAGUUGUGUAAAGGGACUGAAACCCAUGAGCAGGGGCAUAUUCACUUGGCUAACACAGGCAGUCCCCGAACUUGUAAUAGAACGAAAAUAAGGAAAAUCAGAAUAAAAUUAUGGCCUAACCGUAACCUGGUACACACCCUACGCAAAAGCCUACCAUGUUCCUCUCUCACUCUUUCAUGUGCUACUUUAUUUUAUUCCCUUUUUUGUUAUUCUAGAUAAUCUUUUACUGGUCUGGUGAUCUUUUUCCUCCAUGCAUGAUUGAACAUCAUUAUGACAUCAUCCCUCUUAUGACACAUCAAAAAAUUACUUGCCUUCAUGAUCAUGAUUCAUCAAAAAAAUGAACUUGAAGUCGGUACAUUGUUAAAUUUCCACUGAAUUUACAAAUUAUUGCCAAAAUGAUGAAAGUGUUAUAGGAAUUAUUCUUUAAACAUAUAAUCAGACUGAUAUUCAAGAAAUAUUCAUAACAAUUCGUUUUAGUUUCAUUUUUAUGUGUUACUUAUACUUAUUCUGUUUGUUCAUAGGCUGCAAGCUGCAAGUCAUUCUAAUUCACUUUUAGUCCCACUCAAUUCCUAAGGAAGUUGUUAUAAGAUAAUUUCAAGAUACAGCAUUAUCUUAUCUUAAUCACAGAUAAGUACUUGGCGUUUUGUAUUGUUAAAUUAUGAUUUAUCAUUAUACAGACACUAGACACUGAUAUGAGGCACUAUUUGUCUCAGAUUUUUAUCCCAGAUGCUUUUGAGAUAAAACGUUAUCUAAUCACUAAUUCUAUCUGUAGAUAAUGCAAACCACAGUAGAUUUCCACCAUUGCAUUGUGGUUCCGUUCAAUUGCAUUGUGGUUCCGUUCAAUGACCACUUAUCCGCUAUCUUGAACUUUUGAUCUAAUAAUCAGACAAAAUGCCAGGGUAUCUAUAAAUGCCCUCGUAUCGAUUUGAACUGGUAACCAAACAAGGGGCCAAAGUUCAUCAUAAUAUGAUGAAGCCUCUUAUUGGCUUAUCUUUCCCUCUCUUAUAAAAAAUAAUCGGUACUCCUGUAGUAUGUGUACCAAGAUGGCGGACACAGAAACAUAGAAUGUGUAAAUAAGGUUAGGCCAUAAUUUCGCGCCAUCUCGGUUCACAUACUACGGAAGCAGAAAAUAAUCUUAGGCUUCCCCUCUACACAGGAACCCAUUUCCUCAAUAUUAUUUACACAAAUUGCACAACACUCCAUUCAAGUGAUAUCUGGCUAUGCAAGAAAUAUCUUUAUGAUGAAAUCACUCAGUAAAAGGAAAUUUUUUAGCAUUUUUUCACCCAUUAUUAGGACUUUACCUUUGAAAUUCAUAUUUAUGAUUCCCUUUGAAUUACAUUUUAAAAUAUGAUCUGAUGAAAUAUGUCGCCAAUGAAAAUUUCUGGGAUAAGAACAUUUUUUUUAGGUUUACAUCUCUAGAACUAUGAAAUUUCUCCCCUUGACUUAUGAAAAUCCAAAAUUUCAAAUAUAGGGUGUCCAUAAAGUUUCAAUUUUUUAAAAAUUGCAAAGGGAAUUUAUCGAUACCAUGUAUGAAAUGAAGUAAAAACACUUGAACAAUUACUGAUUAAAAAACAACAAACCUGGUUAAGAUAUAUUGAGAACUGACUUCAUAACAAAAUUGAAAUUGUAAAGUGACUUUAUGGACACCCUUUAUAUAUCCUCAGAUUCAAGGAUUUUGGAAUCACAACAUUGGCGCAUCCUAAUCUCACUCUACACAAAACACAACACUUACUACACAGCCCUGUAGUGUGAAUCAUCAUGCAUCAUCUUUCAAGUGAUCUUACACAUCAGCAUUUAGAAUUUGAUUGAUUUGUGUGACCCCGCCCAUUCUGUAGAUUAUUUUCAGUAAUCCCGAAAUAUGUGAACCAAGAUGGCGGACACCGGAACAUAGUAUGUGUACCAGGUUAGGCCAUAAUUUCAGGUACAAAUACCACGGAAGUCACUUGGCUAGUUCCAGAACUCGUAAUAGAACUAAAUGAAGGAAAAUUGAAAUAAAAUUAUGGCAAACCCCAACCUCUUAAACAUACUACAUUCCGGUGUCCGCCAUCUUGGUUCACAUACUUCGGGAAUACCGUUAUUUUUAAUUUGUACAUUAUUAAACAUCAAGCCCUGUGGACUCUUGGAAAAUGUCGAUGCCUUCACCAAACCUAGAGUAAAUCAUAUUGUGAUAACAAAAACAUUGAUUAAAGCGAGCCACCUUCAAAAGCCCAUUAAAACAAAAUUUAAUAGAACUAGAUGCUUUUUAGUUUUUAAAAAAAAAUUUUGAAUUUUAUUCUGUAAUAAAAAUGAAAUGAAAAUCCAACUUCAUUGAGAAAAUGCCACCACUAUAGAUAAUGCGAUAUAAAAGCUUUUUCAUUUGAGCAAUAUUUGUCAUCUAAUGUAAUAUGUACAUUUUCUUUGAUUUUCUGCAAUGAACUCUCGUUAAGGUUAGGCCAUAAUUUCAGGUACAAUUACUACGGGAGUCACUUGGCUAGUUCUCAAACUCGUAAUAUAACUAAAAUAAGGAAAAUUGGAAUGAAAUUAUGGCCUAACCGUAACCUGAUACACAUACUACGUUCCGGGGGUCUGCCAUCUUGGUUCACACACUUCGGGGGUACCCUCAAGUGUAUAAAUUGUUUACAUUUAACAAUUAGUAUUGGGGAGGAGUCCCUAAAUCCAGAGCCCUGAAAUUGAGUAAAUCAUUGAGUUAGGUCUCACUGGUGAUGAUUGUUGACAAGCCCAGGCUAUUCUAAUUAGAUGACAUGAGCUUUGAGUUUACUGCUAAAAAUAAUAAUUUGAGCUUUAAUUUUGAAACUACAAGCAAGCAUUGUCAAAAACUGCUAAACGCAAUUUUCAAAAUAUAAUUGGCUGCCAUGAAUAUUGGAUGCAAAUUCUUAUUUACUACAUAUGACUUGUGUAUCCAAAUGAUUCUUCAUAUUAUUCAAAAUUUCAAGGCCAAGUCAUUUCAUUACGAUGACCAGAGGCAUAGCUUUGCCCUGUCAAUGACUCAAUCCUUUUGAUGCUACCUUAUACAAGAUACUGGUAUCAUUCUUCAGCAACUAAUUUUGGUUUCAAACUAAAUUACCCAGAGAGAUAUAUGUGAAUCGUACUUUCUUAUAAUAUUAUUGUUUUUGUCACAUUGCUCCAAUAUUACUAACUUUUUAUUUUUUUUUGUUCAUAAUUAUUUCAUUUCUUAAUUUUCAAGCAAUGUUUGCCAAUUACGUAUCAAGCUACUACAAUAGUACCUUGAAGAAAUUAGUUAUUGGACUUUGUUUUUCACAAUGUUUGAUUCUAUGAUUAAGAGCAGAAAAAGUUGCUUAUGAAUUAAUUACCAAUGUUGUAUUUUUAUUCCCAUUAGUUCAUAGUAUGAUUAUCUAAUUCUCAGAUUUUCACUGUAAUAGCAUGUUAUUAGAUAGUCAUACUGGUUUUUCUCAAUGUGUAUAUAAAAAUGAAAAUCCUUGAAGUUUGCUCCAUUUGUGAUAAUGAUACACACUGAAUGAGACCCAUAUAGACGGUAUAGUCCAAGUAUCUGUAGCCUUACAUUUUUUAGCUAUCUUCAAACUUGGGCUUACUGCACCCGAUAAAUGAGCUUCUUUUCACACCUUCCCAUUAAGUAUAAAGAUUGUACUCAUUCUGCAUGUGGAAAUUGUGCGUCUGUGAACAUAAGUCCUGUAACCGAUUUCUUUUUGGUUGUAUCUUUUAAUUCUUUUUGAUUUUUCACAUCGUACAAAUAUAUUUAGGUUAAUUGUCAAUAUUAUUAGAUAGAGUGAUUUGAAUGAGCUAAAAUACAAUCAAUUUAUUAGCAAA